This is a messenger RNA of Suillus fuscotomentosus, 1590 nucleotides long. RefSeq lists its product as uncharacterized. The record is from RefSeq and is a predicted model, not a curated record. The transcript has 14 exons. The coding region runs from base 1 to 1590 and encodes 529 amino acids. NCBI's taxonomy places the organism in Eukaryota, Fungi, Basidiomycota, Agaricomycetes, Boletales, Suillaceae.
AUGUGUCUUUCAGCAGAAUUAUUCGAUCACUCAACUGCUUGGGCGAGCAUUUUUCCACUUUCGAACAUACUAGGCAGUGAAUUCCUGGAUGCCUACAUAGGACUCAUAGCAAAUCAGAAGCUCCAGACUGAACUAUACGUUCUUUCGUUCUUGCUCAAAGAACGAGUUUAUCCUGGCGAUCUUUGGGAAAUAAUUGGGGAGCGCAGCAUAGAGGCGAAACAAGAGGAAAUGUUGCGAAGGCAUCAGAGCGUAUGUACUAACGAGAAUAGCGGAAAACAUGCAGCCGUAGAACGAAUUCUUUUAGAAGAGAGGAGGAAACGAUGCCAGAUGGAAGUGUCUUUGUACACCCAGGCUAUCGAAGUCUUAGAGCAACACUGGUUGUCACGCCUGGGAGCUCGAUCCAAGCAUGCCAUCAGGCCUCCCUCAAGGCAGACGGUUGCUCCUACAGACUAUGCACCUCUACCUUGCACGCCAUUGGCCUGCUCAAUAGCAGCACGAGGGAGUGAUUCCACCUCGCAGGAAGGAAGAUCAACAUCUGUCAAUUUGAAUUGUAUUGGCCCCUCAUUGCCCCUGUCGAGUACAUGGGUCACCGCUGACGUCCAAGAAGCCUUUUACCAGUCAUUCAAGCAGGAACUGACUAUGCAGGCGGAGCUGAUGGUGACAUCCCUGGCUACCAGACGUAGCAAUGCCUAUCUGCGCAACCUUGGGCUAUAUUUGCUCAUCUUGCAGGCCAAGAGACGCCGUGCCCACGCCGAGAUAGCGUUAUAUACGAUGGCCAUUGAUAAUUUGCAUGGGUACAACCUCUCUAAUACCAGUUCAUCAACAUCUUCAAAUCCAAACAUUCUGCGACCUCUGUGUAAGGAAAUGCACUACUACAACGAGGACAUCGAAGACGGCACAGAGGAAAGCUGUGGAGACUAUGAAGAUUACGAAGAUUACGAAGACUGCGAAGACCUCGACAUUAAGAGUAUACGUUGGAGAAUGUGCUUGUGUUCCUUGGAGGCAGAUCCGGCAUAUGGCAUUUUUAAACGAAAAGAUGAGGUAGCAGGUGACCAUUCUAGUAGAAAGCUACCAGCUGCAGUAUAUGAUCAAGAAUUCAUUCGCGUGCUAGUUGGAUGCAUAAUUCCGGAGGAACACAUAGAUUUCCUUGCAAAGCUCCCCGAUUAUAGACACAUCGUAUGGCCUUCUGCUCUUCAGCUGAACGAUCUCGAAGGCUCCUGUCCGUACCUGUUCGCCACCUGUCAAAACCGCUACCUGGGCCAUCGACUGACUUUUGUCGGGCAAUUCAUCUUCAACGCAUUGGCCUACUGUUGUCCUUUUGCACAUUGCGUGUGCCUUGCGUUUGAACCGACCGCCACUAUUGACUUGAAUGAAGGCCUAAAGGCCAAAUACAUGAAGACUAGAAUGCUACAACAGCCGCAGUCCAUCCCAAGAUCGUUUCGACCGGUCUCAUUCUAUGGAACCACACUUCUGGGGUUCCGGUUCCCGGUGGAAGUCGUCUUGAAAAGAUCGAGGAUUCUCUAUGGGAAAAACUUCGCAGAGAUACAUGGCAAACCGAAUGUUCGAGCCGCAUCAGACUCCCGGAAUUGA